UCCGCAGGGCGCGCUCAGGUGUAUAAAAGACCCGAGAGAAGCCAAGACGGCGAGACGAGAAGCUCGGAGAGGAGGACGAGCGAGCAACGGCAGGAUUCCUGCACUUUCACCACUUUUGAUUUCUUCCUUUCUCGGCCACACGUGUUAAAAAUGAUGUCAGGGCGCAGCGGCCCCCACCUUCUCCUCCUCUUGGCCCUUUUCAGCGCGCUGUCCUCCAGGACGCUGGGUCUGCCCUACGCGUCCAUGAGACCGACGAGACACGCCGACGGGCUCUUCACCAGCGGCUACAGCAAGCUUCUGGGCCAGCUUUCAGCCAGGAGAUACCUGGACUCUCUGAUUGGGAAGCGAGUCAGUGACGAGCUGACGGACGAGCCGGUCAAGCGCCACUCGGACGCCAUCUUCACGGACAACUACAGCCGCUUCCGCAAACAGAUGGCCGUCAAGAAGUACCUCAACUCGGUCUUGACGGGAAAGAGGAGUUUAGAAAAUGUGGACACGGGCGACCAGGAAGCGUCCCGGGACGACCCCGACAACUUCCAGGAGAGCUACGACGACAUCAGCGUCGACCACCUGCUGAACAACUUCCAGCUGCCGCUUUGAGGAGAGGUCCCGACGUCCGUCCGGAGUCAUCGUGGCGAAAACAUUCGCUCCGGCGAUGACAACGACGACGACGGCGUUCACCCAAAGAUCCCAGCAAGGCUGACACCUCCUCCAGUGUGAUUGUCAUUAAGUUGCAGCGCUUAACACACGUGUCAGACAACCAGCCCGUAAAUCAAUCCAAAAAUACAACAAGCAGAAAGAAAAGCUCUCGUGCUGUCAAGGUGGCGGCAAUCAGGAACACUUCCAAAUUAGCGCAAAAUCUGCAGCCUCUGCUUGAGAGCCCAAAAAUGGAAUGAAAAGCCCACUAGGACAUCCGAAACUUUGGCCGUGUUCGUGAGAAACGCUUCAAACGGUGCGAGCUGCGUCCUCACUUUCAUUUCAAUUACAAUUUGAUCGACAUUUGGAACGCAGCAAAAUGCCACUUAUUAGAGGGUGUGCACACUUGUCCAACCCCAUUGCUUCAGUUAGUUAUUUCUUACAUUACCUCAAAAGUUUGGGAUUGUUUUAUGUCUCAUUUUUU
Syngnathoides biaculeatus (alligator pipefish) is the source of this 1120-nucleotide messenger RNA. It is a transcript of the gene vip, whose product is annotated as vasoactive intestinal peptide. Gene Ontology annotation, molecular function: peptide hormone receptor binding; neuropeptide hormone activity. NCBI's taxonomy places the organism in Eukaryota, Metazoa, Chordata, Actinopteri, Syngnathiformes, Syngnathidae. The transcript is spliced from 6 exons. Gene Ontology annotation, biological process: regulation of protein localization; positive regulation of penile erection; negative regulation of potassium ion transport. Bases 151 to 600 code for a protein of 149 amino acids. The record is from RefSeq and is a predicted model, not a curated record. Gene Ontology annotation, cellular component: perikaryon; neuron projection; extracellular region.